AUGUUUCAGGUUGGAAUCGAAGACUGCCUUCACAUUGAGUUCGAAUAUAACAAGAGCAGGUACCACCUUCAAGACGUCAUAGUGGGAAAAAUAUACUUUGUGUUGGUUCGUAUAAAAAUCAAGCACAUGGAGAUUACAAUAAUCAAGUCGGAAACAGUCGGUUCCGGUCCUAAUGCUGCUAAGGAAACUGAUCCUGUGGCGAAAUUUGAAAUAAUGGAUGGUGCACCUGUCAGAGGAGAGUCCAUCCCUAUUCGGCUCUUCCUCGCUGGACAUGAUCUUGCUCCUACCAUGCGAGAUGUCAGUAAAAAGUUCUCUGUUAGGUAUCUCUUGAACCUUGUCUUGGUCGACGAAGAAGAUCGGCGGUAUUUCAAACAAACAGGUACUUGA
Messenger RNA from Cooperia oncophora, 387 nucleotides. The record is from the annotation of a GenBank genome assembly. NCBI's taxonomy places the organism in Eukaryota, Metazoa, Nematoda, Chromadorea, Rhabditida, Trichostrongylidae.